CUCAACCGCCAAGUAAGUUACGCUGUGCUGUGGUUAGCUGAGGAAGUUACACAGCACUCUAUUUUCUGUUAUUUUGUUUCAUAGAAAAUAGAUAUAUUCUUAUGCGGAUACACAUGUAACAUGUAGUGAAGGGGAAACUAGGUGCUUUUAUUUCCUUUUCUCUGGAAGAGUACAUGUUUAUUUUUAGGACACUGUUAUUAAUGUGUAGCUAACGCAGCCAAGCCUCAUGUUUUCGUCAAGCCAAGAGGAGCACUGCGCCCCGUCUAAAGACCCGGUGAAGUACGGGGAGUUGGUGGUACUGGGGUACAAUGGCUCUCUGCCCAAUGGAGAUCGGGGUAGACGGAAAAGCAGAUUUGCGCUUUUUAAGAGGACCAAAGCCAACGGUGUUAAGCCGAGCAGUGUGCACAUCCUCAACACACCCCAGGAUAGCAAGGCUGUGAACUGUAAAGGCCAACACAGCAUCUCCUACACACUGUCCAGGCACCAGACGGUGGUGGUGGAGUACAGCCAUGACAAAGACACAGACAUGUUUCAGAUUGGACGCUCCACUGAAAACCCCAUCGACUUUGUGGUUACUGACACUGUAGCAGGAGGCCAGGAUGGAGAGGACACUCAGAUCACACAGAGCACCAUCUCCCGCUUCGCCUGCAGGGUUGUCUGCGAACGUAACCCUCCCUACACGGCUCGCAUCUAUGCAGCAGGAUUUGACUCCUCCAAAAACAUCUUUCUGGGGGAAAAAGCAGCGAAAUGGAAGAACCCUGAUGGUCACAUGGACGGGCUGACAACCAAUGGGGUGCUUGUGAUGCAUCCUAAAGGGGGCUUCAUGGAAGAGUCCAAGCCUGGCGUCUGGAGAGAAAUCUCCGUUUGUGGAGAUGUUUACACUUUGAGAGAGACCCGCUCAGCACAGACCCCAGGGAAACUGGUGGAGAACGAGAGUAACAUCCUGCAGGACGGCUCUCUGGUGGAUCUGUGUGGAGCCACUUUGCUGUGGCGCACUGCAGAGGGGCUCUUUCACACUCCCACCCAAAAGCACCUGGAGGCUCUGAGGCAGGAGAUCAACGCAGCCCGGCCUCAGUGCCCAGUGGGUCUCAACACGCUCGCCUUUCCCAGCAUGCAGCGCAGUCGGGCCCUCUCCUCUCUGGAGGACAAGCAGCCGUGGGUCUACUUGGCAUGUGGCCACGUCCACGGCUAUCACAACUGGGGCCAUCGCUCCGAGCGGGAGCCCAACACCCAGCGAGAAUGUCCCAUGUGCCGGGUGGUGGGACCCUAUGUCCCGCUGUGGCUGGGCUGCGAGCCCGCCUUUUAUGUGGACACGGGGGCGCCCACUCAUGCCUUCGUUCCCUGUGGACACGUGUGUUCAGAAAAGUCGGUAAAGUACUGGUCUGAGAUCCCUCUGCCCCAUGGCACCCACGCCUUCCACGCCGCCUGCCCCUUCUGUGCCACCCAGCUCAGCCCGUCUCAGGGCUGGUCAAAGCUGAUCUUCCAAGGUCCCGUGGACUGAGCUGAGAAUCUCUGCUGCAUGAACAUUCACAGAAACUGAUCAGAUGAACCCGCGCUUUCUGGAUCGGAAUAAGCCUGCUUGGCCGUCUACUGUGGAUCUAUCACAGAUUGUUCAGGAGCUUUUUGGAUGAAAUACCAGAGAUCACUGUGCAGACAACCAAGUCUCUCCCAGCAGGCUGUUUACACCACAUUACCAUCAGAUCGCUGUUAAAGUGAGGCUCACCAAUGAAUGACUCAUUGCUCCCUUAUUGAUUAUACCAGAUUGGGCCUUUUGGGAAAGAGAAACAGCUGUUUAGUUUCUGAUGUGCCGAUGAUGAAGCUUUUACAGAGCUGGACAGCAGGGCUGUUGGCUGGGAGAAUCUUUAGGCUUAAUGCCCCCCCCAAAUCAAAAUCAUCAGUCUCAGUGUCUUCCAUUCCCCAAACAAACUCUCACAGAGGUGGAGGAGACUUUUUGUUGUACGGAGAUGAAAUCCAGUGCCUGAGAUCCCGAUAAAAAGUGGGAAUAUUUUUAAUAGUAAUUGAAAAAAUAGAUAUAUAUAUUUUGUGGAAGGUAAAGAAAGAGAUAACAACCCAGGUGUGUUUUAGUACACUGUGGCUGUUUGAAAUGUUUUGUAACCCAAAUGUUAAUAUAUUUUUCUCCUUCAUAUAUAACGUGUGAGAAUGAGAGCGUGGGUGAUUCAGUGUGUGUGUGUUGGGGGGGUGUUUAUGUGGCCCUGCAUUAUUUAAGCCCAACCGCUUCUUAUGAUCUCACAUACCAAACCCCUAACGGAGACGUGACAGGAAUCGGGAGAAGGUCGCCGGGUUUCAGAAUGACGGUGCGGGAAUGAACCCACUGCUGGGGCUCUAAUUAUAUGACCUGCUUUCUCAGCUAGCUUCAGGUUCGCUCACAGUCAAAUGGGACGUUUCGGCUUCACAGCUGACACCUACACCCGCCGAUCAGGUUUGCACCGCUGUUAGCUUUAUCCUGUGUGGGGUCUGAUCCACGGACGUUGGCGGUUAAAUCCUGGGCGCAUUCUGAGCAGCAUUGUUAGGUUAAAAAGUGAUGAACAGUCACAUGUUUUUUGUCAACAUCCACAACUGCUUACCACUGACAGGUUAAGUUUAACCAGGUCUUAUUCUGAACGCUGGUGGAGAGUUUCUACACAGGCUAAAGGAAUGUAGAAAUAUUUAAUUAGCUUUCAGGAUUGUCCACAUCAGGAGAGACAGAAAAAAAUAUAAGCAAGUUCUCGACUUACCGGGAAAUUAUAAUGUGACUUUUUAAGAACUUUCUCAAAGAAAAUGAGAGAUAUUUUGAAACUUAAAAACAAACAAGAUGUGUAAAAACGGUAUUAGAACCCAAAACUUUUUUUAUUUGGAGCUUCCAGAGUUUAUAAGUUAACUAUCUACUUAUUUUGUGAGCUAAAACUUAUUUCUUACCACAAACUGGCAUAAGUGUAAAAUACUUUAAUACUUUAGUGUAAAAACUAUUUUUUUAUUUCAAACUAUUAAACAAUGGAAUGGUGAGAUAAUUAAAGUAUAAUAGUGACUAUAUAAAUGAGCUUCAAGAGUUAUCUUGAGAUGUUUUAAAUUAAAUCGUGACCAAAAUCUUACACAGCAGUGAUCUCAGUGUAUAAUUCUCUGAUCUUUAAUAAUAAAAUAAAUUUAUGCAUUAAAUUGGGAUAAAAAAUGAAACAGUUACACCAAUGAAAAACUUAUGACCUACUGUGACAAUCAAACCAUUAUCAAAGCAAAAUAAUCUCUAAUCCUUACUAUAGAUGUAAUAGCAAGCACAUAUUAUCUUUGUUCGGUCUAAUAAAAUGGUUAUCAGUGAAAUUUUAGAUUUAUUUCUUGUCAUCGUGAGAAACGAAGCUAAAAUCUUGUUAAUUUAAGAUAAAGACGAUAAACUGUUCACUGUGGUCAGCUCAAGGUCAUGUUACUUUGUCGUUUUAAAAAAAAAACUGAUACUACCACUUUAGAAAUAAAGUCCCAUAUUCUCAUUAUCCUGAGAUAUUACAAAAAUGGAGAAAUGGGGUCUCAUCCAGAUAUCAUUGGACAAUUGCACAGUUAGAAGGAAAAAGUAAUUUUAUAAUCAUUUUAACUUGAGAAAUUGAAAUUGUUAGCUAAAUAAGAUGAACUAAUCUGGAGGAACUAAGAUAACUGAGCAGAAAAAGCCCAAUUAUCCUGCCUUAAAGCCAUUAUUUUAACUCUUAUGUAGACGUAAUGCAACUUAUCACAAUAUACUCAAGAAAUUUGAAAUCUUGAGAAAAUUAGAUAAUGAAAUUUGAACUUACAUAGGUUCUAACAAAAAGCUCAAGCUCCUACUAUUUGGUUUCAAGAUUUCAAGGUU
Molecule: messenger RNA, 3826 nt
Organism: Cyprinodon variegatus (sheepshead minnow)
Lineage: Eukaryota; Metazoa; Chordata; Actinopteri; Cyprinodontiformes; Cyprinodontidae
Gene: peli2
Product: E3 ubiquitin-protein ligase pellino homolog 2
Exons: 6
Coding region: 227-1501 (424 amino acids)
Biological process (GO): regulation of Toll signaling pathway; protein polyubiquitination
Molecular function (GO): ubiquitin protein ligase activity; protein binding
Source: RefSeq, a predicted model, not a curated record